This is a messenger RNA of Podospora pseudocomata, 624 nucleotides long. RefSeq lists its product as uncharacterized. Bases 1 to 363 code for a protein of 120 amino acids. The record is from RefSeq and is a predicted model, not a curated record. Lineage: Eukaryota; Fungi; Ascomycota; Sordariomycetes; Sordariales; Podosporaceae. The transcript has 4 exons.
AUGCCGCAGGAUAUGCCGCCUGUUGGGGGGUAUGGGGCUGUGCAGUACAAGCGCAACCUCCCCGCCCACGGCCUUUUCCGUCCCCGUAACCUUAUCCUCGCCUCGGCAGGCCUGAUGGUCUACGGCUGGUACCAGCUUGUUGUGGGUGUCAGAGAAAUGAAUGAAAUGGCCCGCGAAAAGAUGUGGGCGCGCAUCCACCUCAUCCCUAUGCUCCAGGCCGAGUGCGACCGCGACCUUGUCCGCAGACACCUGGCUGACCAGGCGAGGGAGAAGGAGCUGUUGGGGGAGAACUUUAAGGUUUACAACUCUGAUAGAUACGUCCGGCCUACCUUUGCGGCUGUGCCUCAGCAUGUUACGAAAUAGAUGGGGGUCUUGACGAUGGGCGGAUGGAUGUUGGAGGGAUACCUCAAUUAUUACAGAAAAAAAGAGAGUUUAUGCUUGUGUUUGAGAGGGUGUGUAUAUACUUGAUGAAGACAAUAGAGGGGACACUUACAGACUUGAAGUUCAAGCAUAACAAGGGGUAGUGGUGGACAGGGUGUAAGCUCUGAGCCACGCUCAAGCUUGGGGUUUGAGGACUCGAGUCAUUCAACCAGGGCAUUCCAACCCGCCACACACAUACCACAC